This is a messenger RNA of Coniosporium apollinis CBS 100218, 1272 nucleotides long. RefSeq lists its product as uncharacterized. Bases 1 to 1272 code for a protein of 423 amino acids. Gene Ontology annotation, molecular function: FAD binding. The transcript is spliced from 3 exons. Lineage: Eukaryota; Fungi; Ascomycota; Dothideomycetes. The record is from RefSeq and is a predicted model, not a curated record.
AUGAAUGUCAUCGGCAAAUCAAAACCUCUCAAUGUCGUCAUCGCCGGUGGGUCUUUAGGCGGCCUUUUCUGCGGCAUAGCCCUCAAGCAAAUCGGACACAACACCACCAUCCUCGAGCGCAACCCGACGCCCCUUCUCCACAACCAAGGCGCCGGCAUCGUCGCAGGCGGCGACCUGCUCGCCUUCUUCGAGAAGUAUGACCGCUGCCAGCGCCCCAUCGCCGUCCGCUCCCGCGCACGCAUGUACCUGAACAAAGAAGGGCGCGUCAUCCACCGCGACGACAGGCCCCAGCAUAUGACCAGCUGGGACCUCGUGUACUACGUCCUGCGAGCAAACUAUGAUGAGGUUAAGAGCGACUACUGCGACGUUCCCGCUUCCCAACCUGACGACGGCACCACGCAGCACCUGCACGGCCACAAGGUCACCGGCUUCAAGGACCUGGGCGAUGGGGUCGAGGUCCAGUUCACGACGAAGGACGGGACGACGAGCAACAUGCGCGCCGACCUCCUCAUCGGCGCCGACGGCCCCUCUUCCACCGUCCGCAAGAUCCUCGAACCAUCCGUGCAGCGCACCCUCGCCGGCUACGUCGCGCUGCGGGGCACGGUGCCUGAGGACCUGGCGUCCGACGCGGCUCGCGGGGUGUUUCAGGAACGCUUCACGUUCUUCCAUGACGAGGGGAUUCAGAUCCUCGCGUAUCUCAUCCCCGGCAUUAACGGUGCGCUGGAGCCGGAGAAGCGCCUCGUCAAUUGGGUCUGGUAUAUCAACUUCCCAGAGCACUCCCUGGAGUUUGAAGAGCUGAUGACGGAUAAGGAGGGAGCGCGGCAUAGCAUUACACUGCCGCCGGGGAAGAUGCAGGAGAAGGUAUGGGCGCAGCUGAAAGACAGGGCGAAAGAACAGCUGCCGCCGCAGUUUGCGGAACUGGUGCAGAAGACGGAGAAGCCGUUUGUGCAGGUCAUCACGGAUGUGAUCUGUCAGAAGAAUGAGUUCUGUGACGGGAGGGUUAUACUGGUUGGAGAUGCGUUGGCGGGGUUUAGGCCGCAUACUGCGGCUUCGACUUCUCAAGCGGCAUUCGAUGCGAUGACCUUGGCGGAUAUGCUGGAAGGUGAGAUCUCGAGGGAGCAGUGGAGAGAGGAGACUAUGCAUUAUGCACGGAAGAUUCAGCAGAGCGGCGUGCAGAUGGGAAAUAGAAGUCAGUUUGGACACCACCCCUUGGCUGAAUAUGCGAAAGAUCGAGGAAGUGUUGAUGACAGGGCGAGAGGAGCUCCGUCCUGA